Microplitis mediator is the source of this 2570-nucleotide messenger RNA. Its product is annotated as prion-like-(Q/N-rich) domain-bearing protein 25. Lineage: Eukaryota; Metazoa; Arthropoda; Insecta; Hymenoptera; Braconidae. The transcript is spliced from 6 exons. The coding region runs from base 1039 to 2046 and encodes 335 amino acids. The record is from RefSeq and is a predicted model, not a curated record.
ACCUUAUCAUUUCUAACAAACUAGAUUAAAAAUUUAUCUUAUACACUUAAAAUUUUAAUUUUACUGUAAUCCUAAAAAAUUUUUAUUUAAAUUUGUUUGUUAAACGAUUAAAUUCUGAAUUUAAGGCGAUUUCACACAAAUUAUUAUUAAGGUCAAUCUUCCAAGCUCUGUAACUUAAGUAUUAUUGGUCGUACACACUUGGCUCUUAUAAACUUUUUCGUAGCAAAUUUUAUACCUUACCAAAGCUCUAAACUUGUUUUUUCAAAAAAAUUUUUUUAACACCAAAAAAUCAACUUAAAACCAAAAAAUAAAAUUUUCCUAUGUUAUUUAAAUAGGAAAUCGAAUUUUUCGAUGCGCUAAGCCCCUAUUCAACUUAGAAUUUUUUUUGAAGCGAGAAUAUUUUUUUUUCUAUAAAUUAUCAAUUGUUCAGCUUACUUGAAUAAACCUUGCAAAGAGAACAAUGAUUGCGAUCGAGUACAAUAUUCAAUAUGUUCAUCGGAUAAAAAAUGUGUGUGUGAUAAAAACUACAUUCAAAUUAAUAAUAUAAUCUGCAGACCAGAACUUGAUGGAUUUUGUUCUGAAGACAAAGAUUGUUUAGCUGUCAAUUCAACUUGCAUCAACAAUAAAUGUCAAUGUAGAAAAAAUUUUUUAAGACAAUCUAAUCACUUCUGUGUAUUACCUCAACUCGGAGUAUCUUGUAAAUAUCAUUUUGAUUGUGAACAAAUAGUGAGUAGUAUAUGCUCCGAAGAUGGAAGAUGUGAAUGCAUAUCAAAUUAUGCAGAGUAUAAUUCUACGGCAUGCGCACCACUACUUGGCGAUUAUUGUUCAACAAACAAAUUAUGUGCUCCUCUCAAUUCUAUUUGUAUCCAUAAUAAAUGUGUAUGUGAUGAUCGUUUUUCAUCACAAUCUAAUGAUAGAUGUCAACAACGUAAGCUUAUAUGUAUAUAAAGAAGACGUCAACAUCAUAUAAUUCAAUAUUUCAGCUUUCAAUUGACUAUUAUUUAUAAAUUCUGUGUGCUCAAUAAUUUAGAUCAGUUAAUGAUGAACUGUAAGAUCGAUGACGAUUGUAAAAACAUAAAUAAUUCAAAAUGUUUAAAUCAUACCUGUGUUUGUAAAGACAACUAUGAUAUGCUGAAUGGAACGACUUGUGCACCAUUAUUAGGUGAAUAUUGUAAAAACAAUCAACAAUGUGCACCCGCCAAUUCAAUUUGUAUUAAUAAUCGGUGUCAAUGCAACCUUGAUUAUAUACGGAGAUUCAAUAAUAGAUGCAUAGCAAAAACAGGAUAUUUAAGAAUAUCAUGUUAUAACGACGAUCAUUGUAUAGGCAUUAAAUAUGCAGAAUGUUCUGAAGAUAAAAAAUGCGUUUGUAAAUCUAAUUAUGUGUUACUUGGUGACGAAAAAUGUAUUGCACUUAUAGGUGAAUAUUGUGAUUCAGAUGAAGAAUGUAUUUCUUAUAAUACAGUUUGUAUCAAUAAGAAAUGCCAAUGUUCAGAGAAAUUUGCUACUAAAUCUGUGUAUCAAUGUGAUCGUAUUGCACUUGGUACAACUUGUGAGGCGCAUUAUAAUUGUGAAAUAUCAAUAAAAAACGCCGUGUGUUCCAAAAAUAAUCGAUGCAUUUGUCGUCAGAAUAGUUAUGCAUUGAAUGAAUUUGAAUGUGUAUCACCAUUAUAUGAAUAUUGCUUGAAUGACGAAGAGUGUCGUUUUAAUUCUUCUAUCUGUAUUAAAAAUAAAUGUCAAUGUAAAGAUAACUUUCGAUCUGUAUCGGACAGUCAGUGUGUCCCAUCUGGUAUCUUGUAUCAGUGUGACGACGUUUCAGAUUGUGGUGAUCCAUGGCAUAAUAAAUGUUCCGUUGAUAAAAGAUGUAUUUGUAAAAAAAAUAAUGUUUUGGUAAGCAAAUCAACAUGUUCGCCGCUUUUGAAGGGUUAUUGUUGGAUAGAUCAUCAAUGCGUAGUUGAAAAUUCAUUUUGUAAUGAUUUCCGAUGUGAAUGCCAACGCAAUUUCAUAGCUAUAUCUAAUAAUUUAUGUAUUCCAGGUAAUUAUAAUUAGUUAAAAUCAUACACUGUAAAAAAUUCCGAGUUCACGGUGUAGUAAGAAUGAUUUGGUGUGAAAAUUGUCAACAUUGACGGUGUGAGAGUUCGACGACGCACAGUUUUAAAUUUUUAGCUUUGAAAAUUAGAACGAUCACACCACCAACGGUUUAGAUGUUACAUUGAUAGACACAAAUUAAAAAAAAAGUUAUCAUUUCGGCAAAAUAAUAAUAAAAAAUGCUUUUAUACCAAUUUCUAUUCUAAGUUUUAAAUUUGAAUUAAUAUCAUAUCAAGCCAAAAUACAUCUUAAUCGAAUUGUUAAUUUAUCAGCUUCGAACCAUAAAAUAUCUUACAAAGGUCGGAGACCAUUUUCACAUUAAAGAUUUUUGACAGUUUAUCUGAAUGUUACUUUGAAUGAAACUAAAUGUUAUGAAAUAUAUAUAAUCAUGUCUUUUAAUGAAAUUCUUGUCUAUAUCUUUACAGUGUGAAGUUGAAAUAUUUAAUCACUUAUAAUGAAUAAGGUAUUAAUUCAAUUUUGAUAAA